Molecule: messenger RNA, 8036 nt
Organism: Leucoraja erinaceus (little skate)
Lineage: Eukaryota; Metazoa; Chordata; Chondrichthyes; Rajiformes; Rajidae
Product: adenosine receptor A1-like
Exons: 2
Coding region: 490-1509 (339 amino acids)
Biological process (GO): G protein-coupled adenosine receptor signaling pathway
Cellular component (GO): membrane; dendrite; synapse
Molecular function (GO): G protein-coupled adenosine receptor activity
Source: RefSeq, a predicted model, not a curated record
CGCCGCUGAACAGACUGAUAAGGUGCAAGCUACUAUAUAUUUAAAACCUGCUGUUACGCUUUACAGACGAUAUUUAUGUAUGGGAGGGGGGAGGGUGGUAGAAAUACGUCGGCCAAAAUAAAUAUACUUUGCUGAGAGGUUUUAAAGGGGGCUGCUUAAGGGAUGAGUGAUCUUGUCAGUGUUAGCUGGGAGCUGGGCAGUGAAGAGACCGUGUGUGAGGUGUCAGUUUCAAUGUCCCAGUCCCACUCGGUGUCAGGAGGGCGGGAGAGUCGUGCAGCCUCGUUGACCGCAGGCAGCAGCGGCGCUGACUCGUAAACCCGGCUUCCCUGAGGCGAAACUGUGCCUGGGGAGAGGAGAGGGGAGGGGAGCGAAGCGGAGAGACGACAAAGUGAGAAUCACCGCCCCCUCCCAGCACUGACACUUAGCUAAAGAUAAUUCCCGUGCUCGGCGCGUCUUCAACCCAACGCCGGGAGCGGGGCGGAUGCAAGGAUGACGGUGGCUGUGGAAGGUGAGGCCGGGGCGAUCUCCCCCUCGCUGGCGAUCUACAUCGGGAUAGAGGUGCUGAUCGCGGUCACCGCCGUGCUGGGCAACGUGCUGGUGUGUUGGGCCGUCAAGAUCAACCGGGCUCUCAGGGAGACCACCUUCUGCUUCAUCGUGUCGCUGGCGCUGGCUGACAUCGCCGUGGGCACGUUGGUCAUCCCUCUGGCCAUCACCAUCAGCAUCGGCCUCAAGACCCACUUCUACAGCUGCCUCCUCUUCUCCUGCACCGUCCUGGUCCUGACCCAAAGCUCCAUCCUUGCGCUGCUGGCUAUCGCUAUCGAUCGCUACCUUCGAGUCAAGGUCCCCACCAGUUACAAGAGUAUCGUGACACAGAGACGAGCUGGAACUGCUGUGUUUCUAUGCUGGGCCAUAUCUAUAAUUGUUGGCAUGAUUCCCAUGUUUGGAUGGAACAAGUACACUGAAGUUACCCAAAGUGGAGAGAACUCCAGUCGCAUGAACAAUAUCAUUGUGUGCCAGUUUGAGACUGUAAUCAGUAUGGACUAUAUGGUCUACUUCAACUUCUUUGGUUGGGUGCUGCUACCUCUUGUACUGAUCUUUGUGAUCUAUGUGGAGAUAUUUAAUCUUAUACGGAAACAUCUGAACCAAAACAUCUCAAUCAACAAUACUGACCCACGAAGGUACUUCGGGAAGGAGCUAAAACUCGCAAAGUCGUUGGCUCUAGUGUUGCUGUUAUUUGCAAUUUGUUGGCUUCCUCUACAUAUCAUCAAUUGCAUUACACUAUUUUGUCCUUCGUGCCACAAACCGAGUAUAGUACUGUACAUUGCCAUCUUUCUAACACACGCAAACUCUGCUGUAAAUCCCAUUGUGUACGCUUUCAAGAUCAACAAGUUUCGAGUGACCUUUCUCCAGAUAUGGAGCCAUUACAUUUGCUGUAACAAAGAUCACAACUCAAAUAACUUAAGCAGAGAACAGUUAAGAGGUAGAAGGGAACAGAGAAGUACUAUGUAACUUAUAUACUGUACUUGAAGUAAUUGCCCUGGAUAAUCAGAUCAUUAUCGAUGCUGAGUUCAUUACAUUACUAUUGAUUUAACUGAAAGAGCAUCAGAAUAUUCUGACGCAAAAAUAAACUUGCAAAAUGACAACUGUCAAAGUCACCUGCUAUCGAGCAAAGAAUCUUUUUGAAACAUUUAGAACAUAUCUGUUGAAGCUUUGACAACUCUUUGUUCCUCCUCUGUUUUUUCUUAUAAUUUGCUUCCUUGUCGAGCUCACAAGGUUCUCAGUUUUAGAGAAAGGCACUGAAGCACUAACAUGAUGAUGGAUUGCUGGACAACUGAGUGACGAGCAACUUUACAGAAGAAGGAGACUUUCAGCAACAUGGAGCCAAUUUAAAUCGAAACACUGUGUAGGAAGGAACUGCAGAUGCUGGUUUAAACCGAAGAUAGACACAAAAUGCUGGAGUAACUCAGCGGGCCAGGCAGCAUCUUUGGAACCCAUUCCUUCUCUCCAGAGACGCUGCCUGUCCUGCUGAGUUACUCCAGCAUUUUGUCUGAAUCGGAACAUUGAUGUAUUUUAAAAGAAAGCAGAGCUUAAGGCCAUAGCUGUGAAUCAUUUUAAAGAACAUAAUAGUCUGACAAUAUACUUUACCAGCAAAUGGAUUUUAAUAAAUUAUGUACAUUUUUGUGACAAAAGAAUUCACUUUGCCAUUCUACACAGUAAGAUAUAACCAGCAAGCCUUAAUUUUAGUUGAAAAUAAGCAAAACUAUUAAGCUUGUAUUUUAAAUUGGCAUCAUAAUCCUUAUCAACAUGCUAAAAGACAGAAAACAGUUUUUGACCUCAAAUUUGCACUGGCAUUGGUGAAUAUUAGCUGUGUUGAUGUUACUGUACGUAUGUAUAUAUCUUGCUGCCGAAAACAGAGUUUGUAAAAAACAACAUGUAUAUGAUAUUCUUCUAUAUUUAAUUUGAGUUACUACAUUCUGAUGCAGGAGAGUAAAGGCAAACUUGAACUAUUUCCAUGUAUAUAUUAAAUGUUUAGCAUUGUAUCACUUCAUACACAUGCUCCCAAUAUGAUCAACUGUUUAUUUUCACUCCAAAUUGCUUUUCAUUUACUUAAUUCAUACAUUAUCUCUGGAAAUGAUAGCAAAAAUAACAUAUUAAAAAAUGUAAUAUGUUAUUAUAAAUAAUUUGAUGCCCAUCCUUAGUUACCCUUGAGAAGAUCGAUUUGAUGUUUCCAGUGAUGGGGGAGUUUAAACUCAAAGGGCGCAGUGUCAGAAUAAAAGGACACAUCUCCAAAAUGAAGAUGAGGAGGAACCUCUUUAGCCGGAGGGUGGUGAAUCUGUGGAAUUCAAGAAAACGGAAUUACAGACCAGUUAGCCUGACUUCGGUGGUGGGAAAGAUGCUGGGGUCAAUUAUUAAAGAGGUAAUAAUGGGGCAUUUGGAUAGCAGUAAAAUGAUUAGUCGAAGCCAACAUGGAUUUAUGAAAGGGAAUCUUCUGGAAUUUUUUGAGGAUGUGACAAGUAAAAUGGAUGAAGUGGAUAAAGACUUUCAGAAAGCCUUUGAACUGGACAGAAAGCCCGCACUGGAGACUGGUGACUAAAAUUAGAGCACAUGGUAUUGGGGGUAGGGUGUUGACAAGGAUAGAAAAUUGGUUGGCAGACAGGAAGCAAAGAGUAGGAGUGACGGGUCCUUUUCAGAAUGGCAGGCAGUGGCGAGUGGAGUGCCGCAAGGCUCAGUACCAUGCUGCAUACCAUAUAUAUUACCAUAUAUAUUAAUGAUUUGGAAGAGGGAAUUAGGAGCAACACUAGCAAGUUUGCAGAUGACACAAAGCUGGGUGGCAGUGUGAACUGUGAAGAGGAUGUUAAGAGGUUGUAGGGUGACCUGGACAGGUUGAGUGAGUGGGCAGAUGUGUGGCAGAUGCAGUAUAAUAUAGAUACAUGUGAGGUUAUCCACUUUGGUGGCAAAAACAAGGGGGCAGAUUAUUAUCUCAAUGGGGUUAGGUUAGGUAAGGGGAGGUGCAGCGAGACCUGGGUGUCCUUGUACACCGGUCACUGAAAGUUGGCGUGCAGGUACAGCAGGCAGUGAAGAAAGCUAAUGGAAUGUUGGCCUUCAUAACAAGAAGAUUUCAGUAUAGGAGUAAAGAGGUUCUUCUGCAGUUGUAUAGGGCUCUGGUAAGACCACACCUGGAGUAUUGUGUACAGUUUUGGUCUCCUGAUUUGAGGAAGGACAUCCUUGUGAUUGAGGCAGUGCAGCGUAGGUUCACGAGAUUGAUCCCUGGGAUGACGGGACUGUCAUAUGAGGAAAGAUUGAAAAGACUAGGCUUGUAUUCACUGGAGUUUAGAAGGAUAUAGACAAUAGGUGCAGGAGUAGGCCAUUUGGCCCUUCGAGCCAGCACCGCCAUUCAAUGUGACCAUGGCUGAUCAUCCCCAAUCAGUACCCCGUUCCUGCCUUUUCCCCAUAUCCCCUGACUCCGCUAUUUGUAAGAGCCCUAUCUAGCCCUCUCUUGAAAGCGGGGGAUCUUAUAGAAACAUAUAAAAUUAUAAAAGGACUGGACAAGCGAGAUGCAGGAAAAAAUGUUCCCAAUGUUGGGCAUGUCCAGAACCAGGGGCCACGGUCUACGAAUAAAGGGGAGGCCAUUUAAGACUGAGGUGAGAAAAAACUUUUCACCCGGAGAGUUGUGAAAUUCCCUGCCACAGAGGGCAGUGGAGGCCAAAUCACUGGAUGGAUUUAAGAGAGAGUUAGAUAGAGCUCUAGGGGCUAGUGGGAUCAAGGGGUAUGGGGAGAUGGCAUUGAUUGGGUUGAUCAACCAUUUUGGUUGAUCAACGAGUUAUUGAUUGGGGAUGAUCAACCAUGAUCACAAUGAAAGGCGGUGCUAGCUUGAAGGGCCGAAUGGCCUCCUCCUGCACCUAUUUUCUAUGUUUCUAUAUAACUCCGAAGUCUUUUGGUCGAUGGUUUUAUCUUUCAAUUGUUGUGAUGAAGGUACUUAUUGCAAUAUUUUCUUUGGACACUGCUACAACACUUGGUAUCGAUUAUUAAUAUUGUUCAUUCUGAUUGUACUACUGAAAAUAUUUUCAUCUGCAAUGCUUUUCCAAAAAUCAUUAUCAGCAAAUUCUUACCAUCUCUCUUUGAAAUCAUUAUUUCUCUUUGAGUUUCAGUUCCUCCAUUGCUGGCAUUGCAACUGGAGUGAACACAACAGGGUAAAACUGCCCAGUAGAAGCCUUGAAUAGAAGCCACAUAAUCGGUCAUAUCAAGGUUGUUGGCAUUUGGCGUUCCAUGGAUAUUUAGAAUAUUCAGGAUAUUUAGGGACCCUAAAGAGUAAGUUAAAUGAAGGAAUGAAAGGAAAGUAAAGAUGCUUGGAAUCGGUAAUAUAAACAGAAAAUUGCAAAGAAAGCAAAUGAAACAGCAUUGGACAACGUAGCAUGGAGAGGGCCCUUCAGCCCACCAUGAUCAUGCUGUCCAUCGAAUGCACGUCCAUACCAGUUCCAUGUUAUCUCAUUUUCGCAUCGACUUCCUGCACACUAGGGGCAAUUUACAAUCUCCAAUUAACAUACAAACAUGCUCAUCUUCGGAAUGUGGGAACUGGAACCCCCAGAGGAAACUCUUGCAGUCACAGGGAGAAUUCACACAGACAGCACCUGAGGUGAGGAUCGAACCCGGGUCCCUGGUGCUGUGAGGCAGCUGCUCUACCAGCCGCGCUACUUAGCAAAGCUGAUCUAACGUAAGAAAUAUAGAAACAUAGAAAAUAGGUGCAGGAGUAGGCCAUUCGGCUCUUUGAGUCAGCGCCACCAUUCAAUAUGAUCAUGGCUGAUCAUCCAAAAUCAGUACCCCGUUCCGGCUUUUUCCCCGUAUCCCUUGAUUCCCUUUAGCCCUAAGAGCUAAAUCUAACUCUCUUGAAGAGACACAGUUAAUGAAUUAUAUUGCAAAAAUUAUAAGUGCCUUCCUCUUCACCAAUGCCACCGGUUCAGGAAAGGCAUAUAUUAUCCGCAAAAUGAUUCAGUGGAAUCUGUUGAAUAUUAGAUAUGGGAAUGACUGACCUUAAGUUCUCUCCUACUCCUACACACUGGUUUAUAUAGAGAUGUCAAUAGCCACUGUCAUAAUAAGAAUUACUUUCAUCCCUCAUUACCUGCUGAUAAUUAUAUUUCAUGUAAUAUUUUCUCCACCUUUAUAUAUUUGGGUUUGAGCCUCACUUUGUUACAGAUCAAACUAAAAAAUGUCUGACAUCAAUUCAUUGACAGUCAAAUGCAUCUCUUUAAAAAUUCAAACGUAAAGUAUCCUAUGCAGAAGGUUUUAGUUUAGAUUCAGAACUUGUGUUAUGUUGGCUGAUUUCAAUCUGAGCAGCAUAAAGGUGUUCCAAUUAACUUUGGCAUCCGUCCGUAAAAGAGGUUGAAAAAUCAGACACGUUUCAGUUUAGUUGAGUUUAGCUUAUUGUCACCUGUACCAAGGUACAAUGAAAAGCUUCUUGUUGUGUGCUAUCCAGUCAGUGGAAAGACUAUACACGGUUACAAUCAAGCCGUUCACAGUGUACAGAUGCAGAAUAAAGGGAGUAACAUUUAGUGCAAGAUAGCCUGAGGGUCUCCAAUGAGGCAGAUGGUAGCUCUGGUCCACUGUCUAGUUGGUGAUAGGAUGGUUCAGUUGCCUGAGAACAGCUGGGAAAAAACUGUCCCUGUAUCUGGAGGUGUACGUUUUCAUACUUCUGUACCUCUUGCCUGAUGGGAGAGGGGAGAAGAGGGAGUGACCAGGGUGAGACUCAUCCUUGAUUAUGCUGGUAGCCUUAACGAGGCAGCACGGUGUAGAUGGAAUCAAUGGAAGGGAGGUUGGUUUGCGCGAUGGUCCGGGCUGCGACCAAAAUUCAUUGGAAUUUCUUGUGGACUUGAAUGGAGCUGUUCCCAAACCAUGCAGUGAUGCAUCCCGAUAAAAUGCUAGUCUCUAUUUUUGCUUAUUAACCAAUGACUCAUGUUGAACCACCGUCAUGUGGUUAAUGGUGCGAGAAACACUGGGGUGCUUGCCUAGUGAGAUAAUGCCCACUUAUUUGCAGUCUAGUCUGCAAUUGUGAAAUAUUUAUGUGAAAUACCAGAUCAUUGUUGGUUCCUGCAGAAUAAUAUGUCAAGAAUCAGUUCCAGGAAUGAAACCUAGCUUUCUGCAAUCUAGCACUAUGCCUCCAUCCUUAAUAGGAUAAUGGAUUUCCUUUAAAAAUAAAUUCUUCUUUUAGAGAGAAAUCAAGUGAUCUGCAAAUGUAGAGGUUAGGCUUCAUGAGAGAAUGUUCUAAAGAACUACACAUUCUAACGCACGGUCAUUAACAAUUCAAUUUAAAAAAAUCCGGUUAUUUAAAGAUUUUUGAAAUCAAUAAUUUGUUGGUCUCUGCAAUUUUGAAAUAAAAUCUGCGCACAAUAUAUAUUCUAGGGAAGAUGGCAAAUCUAUUUUAUGUGUCAGUAACCUCACAAAAAUACUUUAUUGACUUCAGAGGAAUCUCUUUUAUCUUUCUAUUGUUGCAGUUGCAGCUUUACGAGGAAGAAAGUCAGAGUGAGAAGCAAAGUGAUGGUUUGACAUUCCUCAAUGUUCCCCAUAAAUCUAGAUGUGAAUUCAGGGUAUCCCUUUUGUGAUAUAGACAACUGUGAAUAAGUUCCACUGCAUUAAAUUAAUUUUAACGAUGGCAACUUGAGAAAUGAAUGAAUAUGCUUGAAUUUUGCAAUUUAGCAGAUGUCAAUGCCAUGAUUUCAAAACCGGGCAUUCAUAGGCUUUAUAGCAUCUGAAACACUUGUGAAUAUUAAGGGUUCGUAUUAACCUGUUUUCCUUUUCAAUCAUUUUCUAAAAUUAAAUGGAUGUGAUACUGGCUGUAGUGUUUCAUACUAUUUCAUCUCCAUAAAAUUGACAGUUUUUAUUGGGGCAAUGUAAAGUAGAACUGACCUUGUUGAAAGAUUAUCACUAGAUAGUGGCUGUUUAACAGUGAAAUUCCUGCAAAGCAGGAAAUACAGGAAACAUUUAUACAAUAGUGCAGUCAUUUUGCUGGGAAAUCGAGUCAUUUUUUGGGAGGAACAUGCAUUCUUAUUGUUAAUGUUGUUGUUGAUCAAUACCAAAUAAAAUGCAUUAUUGGCUAUUCUUGGAUCAAGAGUCAAGAGAGAGUCAAGAGUGGAUACAAGCAGCUGAAGGUUUACUAAAUCAACACAAAGUGCUGCAGUAACUCCGCAGGUCAAGCAUCAUCUCCUAAGCACAUGGAUGGGUGACAUAUCGAGUUAGGACCCUUCUUUAUAAGGGUCAGGACCCUUCCUCAGAUUGGCACGUCUGAUAAAGGCUGGUCUGAAGAAAGGUCCCGAUCAGAAACGUCAUCUAUCCACAUGUUCUCCAGCCGAUUAUGCCGCACCCACUGAGUUACUCCAGCACUAUGUGUCUUUUUUUGAGUCAUGAGUGUUUAAUUGUCAUAUGUACCAAUAAUGGAACAAUAAAAUUCAUACUUGCAGCAGCAUAGAAGGCCUGUAAAACACAAUAUACAAAGGUAAUAUGUAAUAAAAGAAAAAUUCAAUAAAUUAAUACCUCUAAUAAUUGUG